CCUUUCCGCCCCACCCCGCCCGGCCCGGCCCGACCCUCCCUCUGUCCCGCCUGCCCGCGCCGCCCGUUUCUCCAGGCCGCUGAUCCUGCCCCAUCCGGCUCCCCAUGAACGGGCCCUUUGCUUUCCCGCCCAGCCAGCCGCCGGCCGCCCUCGACCACACGCCCCCUGGCGCCGGCCCUGACACAAACAGAAAACCGCUCCCCGCCAUGUACGCCGCGCCGCCGGCCCUCGGCCCAGGCCUGCCGGGGCCGAGCCUGGGCACGCCGCCCAAGCCCGUCGCCAGCGGCGGCCUGGCGGCCCUCGCGCCGCUCGCCAUGCUGCAGUACCCGCUGCACAGCCCGCCGCCGGGCCUGUUGCAGCAGCAGCAGCUACAUAUGCAGCGGCUCCAGCAGCAGCAGUUCCAGCAGAGCCAGCUCCAGAAACAGCGCCUCCAGAAACAGCACCUUCUGGGCCAGCACCUUCUGAGCCAGCGCCCUCUGAGCCAGCAGCAGAGCUUCAAGCAUUUCGGCAAGCAGCAGGAUCCGCAUGCCGCCGACUUCCCCGACCUCCACGGCCAUGCUUUCCAAGACAGCCCCGGCGCGGCCCACAUGUACCAUGACCGUGGGCGUGACGUGGCCGCUGCGUAUGCCGACGACACCCUGGUGCAAGACCCGCAACUUCGCCACCUCCACCAUCUCCAGUCCCACCAGAGCCCGGUGCAGCAGCAGGAGCAUCUGCUCCAGCAGCCGCAAGCCCAACCGCUGCUACAUCGGCUGCAGCAUCUACAGUCGCUGCAUGAUCUGCAACGCCACCGGCAAAGUGAUGAACACCAUCAACAAAAUCAACAGCAACAACAACAGCAACAGCAGCAACACCAACAACAUCAACAUCACCAACAUCACCAACAACAUCAAAACCAUCAGAACCAUCAGAACCAUCAACACCAACACCAACACCACCGCCAACACCAACACCAACGUCACCACCUGCCACAACACCAGCCCCAGCACAACCACUUCGAGCACGGCCAAGGCUUGGCCAACGCCGCCGCACAUAGCCCCUCGCUCCAAGGGACAGUCCCCCAAGACCACCGAACGCUCCACGACCCCACCGUCCACCCCUCCCACGUACAACCUCAUUCCCUGCUCAGCCAUCUUGCGCAGAACCUCUCGGGCAGUAUCCACUUGCAGCAUGCAUCGCACCCCGCGGGGCCUCAGCUAGGACUCGACAUCACCCCGAAGUUGGGAAACCAGACCAUCGCCAUCUUGUCCAAAAUGGUCGCGGCCACGGACGAAAACGGCUCGAAAAAGAAACGCGGCAGACCCAAGAAACUCAUCCUCGACCCAACCACAAACCAGUACAUUGAUUCGUCCCAUGCGAAUUUCAAGAAACUCAACAAGCUCCUCAAGGAGAGCUCCGGCAUCGCCGUCAAGCAGGCUCACUCGCCCAUGGAGAACGGCAUCAAUCUCGACUCCUUGAACGAUCAAGAAAUGAAGCAAUUACUCGAGCUGAAGGACCGCAGGGGCCGUCCCCGCAAAUUUCCAGUGGAGCAAACGGGCAUCACCAUCAAAGGCGUGCGUGUCAACGGAACAAUGAAAGGAAAGAGGAAGGACUUGGUGGCUUCCCUCAAUGACUCUGACAAGGUCCAAAAGAAACGACGGGGGCGGCCGAAAAGAGACGCGGAGACCGUUGUGUAG
Molecule: messenger RNA, 1676 nt
Organism: Metschnikowia bicuspidata var. bicuspidata NRRL YB-4993
Lineage: Eukaryota; Fungi; Ascomycota; Pichiomycetes; Serinales; Metschnikowiaceae
Exons: 1
Coding region: 105-1676 (523 amino acids)
Molecular function (GO): DNA binding
Source: RefSeq, a predicted model, not a curated record